AUGGACCAGGGAGUACCUCCAGUCCAACAACAACAUUCUCCUGGUCAAGAUGCAACCGCAGGUGCUUUCCAGAAUAACGAAUUUAAUAAUCAACAUGCUCCUCAACAAGCUCCCUUUCAAAAUUUCAAUCAAGUGCCAAACCAGCAGAUUCAUAAUCAACAAUUUAAUGCCCCUCCCCAGCAACCAAUGCAACAACCUAAUGGAGUUCCUCCUAUGCAGCAAGUUCCACAAAAUCAAUUCAACAAUGUACCACCUGUUCAGCAGCAGCCACAGGAUUUUAAUGCACAACCGGUUCAACAGCAACAGGGGCAGUUUAAUUCUCCGCCCAAUUUCCAACAGCAACAACAACCACCUAUUGUUCCGAUACAAUCAGGAGGACAGCAAACACCCCCUGUCCCACAACAGGCUCCCCCAGUUCCACAGCAGGCUCCUCCUGUUCAACAACAAACACCUCGGCUUCAGCCUAUUACCCCUCCGCCUCCUCAUAUGCAUAAUGAGGGAAUAAAGAAAACUUACGACAAUCAGGUCCACAACUCUCUGCCCCCCAAACGCCGUCAAAAGAAGUAUGAACCACCUUCAGUCAUAAAUAACGAUGAUGAAUUGGAUUUCUACUCUCGUUUGGCUUCUCCACUUGUCUCUGACCCAGAGGCAAUGCAAUCUUCGGCUCCCAUUCGCCCUUUUCUUACUCUUACUGUCAAUGUCACUCCGGGGAUUAAAGAUUGCUACUUCUACGAGGCCCCCACCUCCUUCGUAGUUGAUGUGCAGGUUAUUGGAAGCGAUGGUGGAAUGGAUAUCGGAUUAUCAGUUAUUGAUCCUUCUGGGUCGUCAAUUGUCAAGCGCGAUCCAUCCUCAGACGCAUCUGUCACAAUCGCUGUUCAACCUGACUAUCGUGAACAAGCUUAUGCUAUAUGUUUGGACAAUCGCAAGGCAAGCUACGGACGCAAAAAAGUCUACCUGGGCAUCGAGCUCCAUAUUGACUGGCACAAUCCUAAUCCUGUAGAAAAAGAAAUUAUUGAAAGAAUGAAGACCGGUUUUAAUGUGGCUACUAAUUCUGCGGAUUUCACUGAAAUGUUUAACAGCCUUGAAAAAGUUGUGAAUUCUUUGGAUCGUAUUGGUGGUUUGCUGCAAAGAAGUCAGCGUUUGCAGCAGCGUUCAAGAAAUUACUUAUCUGCAGAUCGUGCAAUAAUGCUUGCAAACAAAAAUCGGGUUACUUCUUGGUCCACCUUCCAAGCUUGUAUCCUAAUCUUAGUUGGUAUUUUCCAGACUCUACUCAUUCGUAGUCUCUUUGACGAAAAAAGUAGUCUUCAUAGACUUUGGAUUCGUGGUCGAAGCUAUACACAACACUCAACCUCGUCUUAUCAUCGUCCUGGUUUAAGUUCUUUUCUCCUCACAACAAUGGCGACAUCAGAAACGAUUCAACCUGUUGAUUUGGCUGAUCCAACUGAGAAGGCGACUUGGCAGAUUGCCCACCAAGCAGCAGAGAAGAUUUCCACUGUUUACUAUCGAGCUUUUGAUAAGCAGGGAAGGCCAGAUAUUUCAACCUUCUUCGUGGAGACUUCCAAUCUAAUUUGGAAUGGAAAUCAAGUGGUUGGGAGACAGGCCAUUGUGGAAUUUCUCGCUAAAAAACUGCCCAAAAGUAUAACCAUUAUUCACACCCUUUCGGCUCAGCCUGUACAAAGUGUAGGUGAUUUAUGUCCAAUGAAUAUUUCCUCUUUUUAA
Molecule: messenger RNA, 1719 nt
Organism: Rodentolepis nana
Lineage: Eukaryota; Metazoa; Platyhelminthes; Cestoda; Cyclophyllidea; Hymenolepididae
Source: the annotation of a GenBank genome assembly